UGUGUGUUCGUAAUGAUGAAGGGUAGUGAGAUUUGGAUAUUCCGGUAUCUGGUUUGUGGUUUGUUGGUUUUAUCGAUGGUUGGAGUAGUAGCAGUUCAAAGUGAGGGAGAGAAUGCCGGCGAAGAUUUGCAGCAACAAGAAGCAGAUAGAGUGAAGGGUUUACCCGGACAAGCGCCGGUGAAUUUCCGUCAUUUCGCCGGAUAUGUCAAUGUCCGACCACAAGAUGAGAAAGCUUUGUUCUAUUGGUUCUUCGAAGCUGAAGAAGGAGUCGCAGAAAAGCCUCUAGUGCUCUGGCUCAAUGGAGGACCGGGUUGUUCAUCUGUUGCUUAUGGUGCUGCUCAGGAGUUGGGACCAUUCUUGAUACGAAAUAAUCAAUCUGACCUCGUACUCAAUAAGUUUUCCUGGAACAAAGUUGCAAAUCUUCUGUUUGUGGAGGCUCCAGUAGGUGUUGGUUUCUCAUACACAAACAAAACUGAAGAUUUAGAGGCACUAGGGGAUGGAGUUACAGCUAAGGAUUCAUAUGCCUUCCUACUGGGAUGGUUCAAGAAAUUCCCAAGUUUCAAAUCUCAUGAAUUCUACAUAGCUGGAGAAAGCUAUGCUGGCCAUUAUGUUCCCCAACUUGCAGAACUCAUUUAUGAAAGUAACAAAAUUGCAAGCAAAGACUCAGUUAUUAACCUCAAGGGUUUCAUGAUAGGGAAUGCUGUAAUUAAUGAUGAAACAGAUCAAAUAGGCUUCAUCGAAUUUGCUUGGAGUCAUGCAAUUAUUUCAGAUCAGCUAUAUCAUAACAUACUCAAGGAAUGUGACUUCAAGAGUAAUAAAGGAAGUAGCCUUUGCAAUACAUACAUCAGGAGCUUCUUUCAAGCUUACUCAGAUAUUGACAUUUACAGCAUCUACACACCAGUUUGCCUCCGGUCCGGCGAAAUUACCCGAAAGUUGGUGGCUGGUGCUCGAUUAUUCGGUAAAAAUGAGCUAUGGUAUAAGAUACCAUUAGGUUAUGAUCCUUGUACAGAAGUCUACACAGAGACAUAUUUCAACAGAUUAGAUGUUCAGUGGGCUCUACACGCCAAUGUUACCAAGCUGUCUUACCCGUACACAACUUGCAGCAAUGUUAUAGGGAAAUGGAAUGAUUCAGCAGACACUGUACUUCCUAUAAUCAAAAAGCUUUUAGGGGCGGGAUUGCGUAUCUGGAUCUACAGUGGGGACACGGACGGGCGAGUACCGGUAACAUCGACGAAAAACAGCUUAAAUGAGUUGCGAAUUCCGAUAAAGGAAGCAUGGAGGGCGUGGUUCCACCGGCGUCAAGUAGCCGGGUGGGUGGUUACGUAUGAGGGUGGCCUAACCUUUGCAACAGUGAGGGGAGCGGGUCACCAGGUUCCGGUUCUCAAACCCGAUCAGGCCCUUUUCCUCUUUUCCAAUUUCCUUUCGGCCAAAACCUUGCCCCCUUCUCGCUUCUAGUGAUCAUGAAACAAUAUAUAAUUAUAUAAAUCUCUCUCUCUCUCUCUCUCUCUCUCUCUUGUUAUUGUUACAUUAUAGCUGCAAUAAAUAGGGUAACGAUU
This is a messenger RNA of Telopea speciosissima, 1556 nucleotides long. RefSeq names its product serine carboxypeptidase-like 35. Lineage: Eukaryota; Viridiplantae; Streptophyta; Magnoliopsida; Proteales; Proteaceae. The transcript is spliced from 7 exons. The coding region runs from base 13 to 1455 and encodes 480 amino acids. The record is from RefSeq and is a predicted model, not a curated record. Gene Ontology annotation, molecular function: serine-type carboxypeptidase activity. Gene Ontology annotation, biological process: proteolysis. Gene Ontology annotation, cellular component: vacuole.